Symbiodinium necroappetens is the source of this 993-nucleotide messenger RNA. The record is from the annotation of a GenBank genome assembly. Lineage: Eukaryota; Dinophyceae; Suessiales; Symbiodiniaceae.
AUGAGUAGCGGGAUGCUGAUCUCAUGGCAGACUCUUCUACUUGGAGUCCUUGCUAAUGCUGUCCUGCCGUGGGCAUUGGAAUUGCGCACCGGCAGAAGUUCUUACGACGAGUUCCGCACACAGUAUGGACGCGGCGACUUGGGUGAUGACUAUGAGCUGCGGCUAGGGCUCUUCAACCAGCGCCUCUCCACUGUGCGGCAGAUAAACAGCCAGGAGGGCAGUUGGAAGGCAGAGAUCAACGAAUUCGCAGACUACACGCCGGAGGAAUUUCAAUCUUUGCUCGGUCAUCGACGGCUGCAUCGCGCUAGCACGAACUUCCUCCAGCUGCAGUCGAGUGUGACGCAAACAAGUGUAGGCGCUCUCGGAUGGCCUAGCUUUGGAGACUCACUGCGGAGGAUGGCAGAGCUGCUUGAAAGCAGUUCCGGUACGCUUCCUCCUGGUCUACCUGAGUCUGUCGACUGGCGGAGUCAGCUGAACUCCAGCAGCUUUGUCAAGGAGCAGGGCACCUGCGGAUCUUGCUGGGCUCUUGCGGCCGUCGGGGCUUUAGAAAUGCAUGCAGAGAUCACCAGCAAGCGACUGCCGCGAGAGCUCUCCGUCGAUCAGCUUCUCGAUUGCGUUGCGAAUCCACAACACUGUGGUGGCCUGGGCGGCUGCGACGGCGCCAACUCCGAAUUGGCCUUCGAGUAUGUGCGACAGCACGGUUUGUAUAGCAGCACGUCCUACGACGGCACCAAGAAGGGCGACAGCUGCACAGGCAGAGCGAGCCAUCCAUACGUGCAGCUACAAGGCCUGUGGGAUUUGGAACUUCAGACUCGUUUCGGUGCCACUGUUUGUCUCUGUCUCGCUCUCUUCUCUGUCUCUCGCUCUUCGCGUUUCUGUGUCUUUGUGUCUCUGCGUGCAUAUGUGCGAAUGUGUGUCUGUGAGUGCUUGUGCUUGUGUCUGUGCCCAUCAAAAACUUGGAAUAGGUCCGGGUACCUAUUCCAAGGGUUGUGA